GGGAGGAGUCUGAAACAAAACCAAACAACCGUCCACACCCUGCAGAGCCAGAGAGGUUCCUCCACAUUCCUGUCCAACAACACCACACUGAGAGAAAGCGAAGAGGAAGAACUGUCUGGAGACAGGAGUUUACGGAGGGCCUGACGUAGGACUGGAGAGCAGAACCACCUCAUCAUCAUCAUCAUUAGCGCCCUACUAGUCUCACCAUGAGUAAGGCAGCUGAUGAUGAAGGUGUGCCUGGUGGCCGAGGUGAACCACCAGGCACCUCGGCUCAGCAGCUGGGUGGAGAGGCUGCGGGCGGGAAGCUGCCGAGCAAACUGAGCGCUUCCUCCUUUACGCCGGGCUGGACCAAAGUCAGCUGCCCCUGCUGUGCCUCAGAGCGGGUCGAGCCGCUGGUUCGGGUGAAGCUCGGACCGAAGGUCGUCCCCGAGACGAAACGCUGGCUCAUCAAACUGAUUGGCGCUCCUCAGAAGGAUGGAGGUGCAGGGUUACUGGCUCACCCAGGCGAGGACGCCACUGGUAACAUCAUCAUGUUGUCUGCGCCGCGCUGUACGUUACUGCGAGCCACGGAGGAGCUGGGCUUGUGCAAGAUCUACCACAACAAUGAAAUGGAGGCCUUCGCUUACAACGACAGAGACAACUUUAGAGAUUCAGACAACAUGGAGGUGUUUCUAACGUUGGCUGAGCGACAGUACAUCAUAAAGUACGAGCUGGACGGUAUGAGGGCCCAGAAGGACUUGAAGAUACCCGGCAUGCCCGACAGCCGCACACUGCAGAAGCGAGACAACAUCUGGCAAAAGCUAGGACAAGCAGGUGUCAUUGUAGACACAUUUCCUCUCCACAACCCGGGCAAACUAAAGGAUCUUAGUAAAUCUUGGUACUCUGGGAAUCAACUGGCUCAGCCACUGGAUAAAGUUAACGAAUAUUUUGGUAGUUCUGUGGCCUUCUACUUCAGCUUCCUUGAUUUCUACACCUGGUCUCUCCUUCCACCGGCAAUACUGGGCCUGUUCAUCGCAUAUUUCUCAAGAGAGGUUCAGCGGGAAAUGCUGCAGUCAGUCUCUGGGUCUCAGCAGGAGGAAGUCCAGGAUGAACCAGAGCCUCUCAUCAGCGGUCACAUGCUUCAGGCCGUGUUCAGCAUGCUCUGGUCCACAGUUGUCAUAGAGCUGUGGAAACGCCGCAGUUCCUCACUGUCGUACCAAUGGGGCACACUGAACCUCGCAGAACGCUUUGCAGAGCCACGGCCAGGUUUCCACGGCGACCUCGGGGUCAACCCUGUGACCGGUCGUGUGGAGCCACUUUUCCCCGAAUGGAAGAGGGACCUGCGUAUGGCGCUGGUGUCUGUCCCGGUGGUGGGGCUGUUCCUAGGACUGGUGGUUCUGGGGAUGAUGUGUUUCUACUGGGCAGAGGCCCGGGUGCAGUGGCUGCACAAAGAUUGGAACUCCAUGAUAUCUCAGACUUUCCUCUACGUGCCUUCAGUCCUCCAUAUUCUUUACACAAAUAUGCUUGCCAACCUAUACAGGACAGUUGCCAAUUCUCUGACAGAAUAUGAGAAUCACAGAGAGGAGUCUGCCUACGACAACCAUCUGACAGGCAAAAUCUUAGUGUUCACCUUCUUCAAUAACUUUGCAGUGCUCUUCCAUAUUGCCUUCUUCAAGCAGGAUGUGACGCUGCUUCGAAAGCGUUUAGCUUCUUUGCUGAUCAUCUCUCAGCUGGUGAACCAGGUAACAGAGGUGGUCAUACCUUUCCUUGUGGACCGAUUCAUUAGCGCCCCCCACAGGACAGAGAGCGAAGAUGACCCAGAAGAGGACAAAUUUCGGAACCAAGGCACCCUACCUACUUUUCCGGGACUGUUUGCAGAAUACAUUGAGCUGCUGGUGCAGUUUGGGUAUUUGAGUCUUUUCUCCUGUGUGUUUCCUUUGACUGCUGUCCUGCUGCUCCUCAACAACCUAACAGAAAUCAGAUCGGACGCUUACAAAAUUUGCAAACUCUUCCGCAAACCCUUUUGUCCUCCUGUGGCCAGUAUGGGUGUGUGGAAGGUUGCCUUUGAGGUCUUGAGUUUUGUAUCAGUGGUGUCCAACGCUUGGCUGCUGCUGCUGUCUCCACGCCUGCAGAAGAUGAGUCAGGAGGCCGGGAUGAGCAGCAGCAACCUUCUGAUGGGGGCUGUUAUGGUGGAGCAUGUCCUGAUAUUAGUAAAGGUGAUCAUGGCAGCCCUGAUACCAGAUGAGCCUGACUGGAUCCGGAAAAAGAGGGAGCAUAUUGAAUACACAUCCAUGCAAGCCCUCAGACAGCAGAAGCUGAACGUUCAACAGUCCUAAUUUUGUUUCAAGAUUGAAGUAGUGCUCAAUGCCUCUGGAGGUAAAACCAAAGAGGACAACAGAACUCAAGAGUGUCCUGUAUCGCCCCACAGCUGUGACUUUGCUCCAAGUGUUCUUGUUGACUUUACAACUUCACAUAGUGCUUUUGCUAUUUAAGCACGUAACAUUUUAUGCAUAAUGCAAGUGCAAUUAACAAAAGCAGCUAAAAGUGUUUUUAUUCUUAAAAAUGCAGCAAAUGGAUUGCCAUGACUGCAUUCACUGCAUAGGAGUCUUAUGAGAGACUUUACUAAGGAUACAAAUUAUACAGUUAAUAUUUAAAAAAGGGACACAGUAUUUGAAGUUACUCAUUGUGCCAAAAACAGGCAGAAUAUUUGCCUCAUUGCUGCCACCUGGUGACAAUAGGCAGUUAGUGUCCAGGAUUUAUAUCAAGAGGACAAUAUCAUUAAAAAGAAAGAGUGAGCUGACUUUAAAGCUACUUUUAGCAAUAUCUGAUGUACAUUGUCUUUACCCUGGUAUUUAAUAAUAAUAAUAAUAAUAAUAAUAAUAAUAAAGUUACCAGGGAUUCCUCUAGUUAUGCUGUAAUAACUCUUGGUGCAUCUCAAUGCAAUACAUGCUCAGAAACAUUAUGACCACAAAAAUUCCAUCUCUCGUAAACGUAACAAUAACAAGACCUACCAUAUGAAAUUGUAAUUUUGCAGUACUAAUAUCUGAGUGACCUAAAUACUGUUCAUGCCACUUCUCACACACUAAACCACUUAAUUUUAAUGUCCAAAAAACACUUGAAGGUUAAGGGAUUAUUUUUAUUCUGAUUCUCAUCGGACAAGAAGAGUUGCAUUAUUGUGCCUAGAUACAACCUCUAAAUUGCACAUCCAAGAAUCUGACUUUCAAAUAAUAUCUUAAGAGGGUUUUAAGUACUGUCGUAGCUCUCCACACUUUUAGGAGGUAUUUUUUCCUGGAAACUUAGCUGCUAGCUGCUUUUCUAUUUAAACGCAGGUACAAUAACUUGAAUAAAACAACAGAUACAUGUGUUAAAUAAAUAAAAGCAUUUUAAAAUAGUUAUCCACAUUUUUAAGCAAUUUAUUGAACUAGAUUAAAAAAAUAUUCUACUCGACUUUAUCCAUCAAAAGUAUUCGCCAGCAAGUUAAGCAAUGCCAAAGAGAAGUUGAUCGGUAUGCUCUGCAACUAAGUUUCUCUGCAGGUUACCAGUCAGAUCUUCAGAUGCUUAAAUUAUUUCAUGAUUGAUUGUACCACAGAAAACAAAAAAUUAAAAACAAAUUCUACAAUAUUUGUACGUGAUUUUUACUAAAUGAAUUCAAAAGGUGAAUUCAUGCUUUGAAAAUUAACAUUUGUUUGCAUUUGUUAAGUUGCUGAUAAAUAACUAUUCCUAUCUACUGAAUUGAAACCCUUGGUUGUAACAAUUGAUAGUUUGUAUUCAAUUAUUUAGACCUAGCUAUUAAGUUUAAGGGUUUAGACAUUGUGUAACAACAUGGAAAUUUCCAAGCCUCUCAAAAGAAAGGCAAAAAUGCUUUAACAGUACAGUUUUAAAACUGGAACACUAAUUUAUUUUUAAAAAAUUAAUACGUAAACGAUGUAGGAUAGGAUGAAAUUUGUAUUGAAAUUUACUGUAUUCCCAUUAGCUGUUUUUAAGUCUUAUUGUUAGAAAAAAAUACUACUAUCUUGAAUUCAUAUCUAGUGGGAAAAGGUUUUCUUUGCCAUCUGCUGCAAAACUAAAAUACCACAAACAGCUUUUUUCCCCAAAUUUGCUUGGCAUUCAACUGCUUGGGACAAUACACUUGAAGGUCGAUUAAUAAAAGGUAUAAACUGGGCAGGUACACAGGCUUCUGAAAAAAAUGUUGAGUACCUUAAAAUAUAUCAAAUACAUAAAUUAAGCCACAAACACACAUCUCACAGAACAAAACCCAUACUGCUAAUAUAUGACAGGGUUUACUUACAGAGUAUUGUCCGUGGGCUUUAUGGUCGCUUCCAAGGAGUGAAUACUCUUCCUUCCCAAAGUCGAAACACUAAGUUACAAAUUUGUCAAAUUUCCGGCGCCAUGUUGGCUUAUGCUAGCGAACAGCUAGCUUAUCCCAACGGCAAGCUAACAGCUAGUUGUUUUUUUUAACUGCACUUUAUAGCAUACUAAAAUAUAAAUAAAUAAGAGUUUAAUUUGUUACAUUUUCAUAUACUCCGCUGUUUACUUGACGUAAACGAUAGAAUCAAGCAUCGGAUGCCACAACACUGAAGUUAGCUUAAGUUUGUUGCACCGUUUUCAUGGACUACAGAAAAACUACGGAAGGAGAUUGGGCUCAGUGAAAAAAAGGGCCAAAUUCAGGCUUUUUUUUCCCUCAGAAUUUUGACAUUAAAGUCAUUUCUAUAAUUUAUCAGCGUAAUUAAGUUAUCAUUUAUUACUGCGCUAAGAAAAGAAAAGACAAACUAAAACGUAAAGUCAAAUUUUUAUUUUUUUGCUUAGUAAUUUUCAAUUAUGGUUAAGUGUUUUCUUAAAUAUCAUUCAUGAAAACAUUUGUAUUCUAUGUUUCAGGUGUCAAUAGGAAAUUAAUGCUACGGGAAGAGACCAAAGAUAUGCAGUGAUAUUGUUUUUAAUAUUUUGUUUUAUUUUUUUAUUUGUUUGUUUAUUUUUUGUUUGUGCAUCAAUUUUGCAGUUUUAUGGCCCCAACUGCAUUAACUUAAAAGUCAAAUAAUGCAUGUUGUUAUCACGAUGAUACGUGUUCACCGAUGAUGGGUUUAUUUUGGUAUACUUAAAGUGCAGUUUUAAAACCGACAGUGAAAGUCGGUUUUUGUAUAUUUGUUCAAUUUUGACUUAUUGUAUUUAAGUGUUAGUAGUCUUUUUAGCCACCAGGGGUCGCCACACACUGACCUUGAUGGUGCUCCAGCUUGUAACAUGCAAUCCUGGUGGUUGCAGGUCUGAAGAGAUCCUUUCAACCUGCUGCAGCUGUAGAUUUGCAGACUUAACACAAAAUAUGGAUGUGUGUGUAUUUGCGUGUGUGUGUGUGGAUGUGUGCGCGCGUGUGUGUAUACUGGGUGCGCGGUGGAGGGAUGUGUAGAUGAAGACAAUCUGAUUUGAGGGUCAGGUUUUAAAAGAUGGUAGUGUUUGCUGGUUGUAAUAAUAAAGUCACUUAAAAAUGUG
Xiphophorus hellerii (green swordtail) is the source of this 5460-nucleotide messenger RNA. RefSeq names its product anoctamin 10b (gene ano10b). The record is from RefSeq and is a predicted model, not a curated record. Gene Ontology annotation, molecular function: chloride channel activity. Gene Ontology annotation, biological process: chloride transmembrane transport. The coding region runs from base 207 to 2315 and encodes 702 amino acids. The transcript has 16 exons. NCBI's taxonomy places the organism in Eukaryota, Metazoa, Chordata, Actinopteri, Cyprinodontiformes, Poeciliidae. Gene Ontology annotation, cellular component: plasma membrane.